AAGUCUUUUGCUUUUAAUCUGUUGAAUAAUAUUGGAAAAAAUAGAUUUCUUAUUUUUAAAAUUACAUUAUUAAAUUUUUAAAUAUACCAAAAAAUGUCUUGAUUUUUAUAACAUAGUUCUUCUAUUAAUUAAAUAUGUGUACAUACGAGUAAAUAAAAAAACACAUAAUACACAGAUAUACAUAAGUAAAUAAAUAUAAUAAGUAUUUAAUCUAUAUUAUCCACGCGUCCAUUAGUUACACAUACGUACAAUGUAUACAAGAAUUUAAUUUUUUAAAUUGAUUCACCUUCAUAAAUUUAAUAAAAAGUCUUUCGUGAAAAAUACGUAUUCCAAAAAUUUGAAAUUCCAUUUUAUUUUAUUUUUUGUUUUAAAUAUCAUAGAAAAUUGUAUUUUUUAAUUUUUCACUAAGACGCUGCACAUCAGCAUAGUUUUACUCAGUUACUCAUUCACAAACAUACACAGGAAUAUAUAAAAUUUUAUUUAUGGUACAAAUUCAAAUUUAGAUAAAAUAAUUCAAAUUGUAAAUGAGUUUCUCUGUGCACAUAAAUUUCAUACAAAUUUUUAGAUUACUUAACUACAAAUAUAAAUAGCUAGACAAGAGUAGCUACCGAGAAUGUUAUGCUAUGGUGUCAUCAGAAGUUGAUGUUAUAAUUUUUUAAUUUAAGUUAUAAGAUAUUAUUAAUUGCAAUUAGAUAAUUUUUUUUUUUUUCAAGAAAAUGGCUUUUUGUUCUUUUUAAAUCGAAUUAUUCGCAUUAUUGUAAUAGAAUUAUCUUCGUAUAUUUAUAAUAUACGUAUUAUGUAUCUAUUAUAUACAUAUAUGCAUAUACAUAGGUACGCAUAAUAUCUUUAACAGUAAAUUUUAACUACAAUCAAUAAUCUUUACGAGUGUGUAUCUAUAAUAUAUAUAAGUAUAAAGUAUAUAUUUAAAUGCACCUGUAUGGUGGUACACUGGUACCGUUUACCGUAAUAAGAAGAUGGCGAUAGUAUGAUGCUAGUGGGUGCUAGUGUAAGUGUACAUAAUGGCAGCUUCAAAGGUAACACAUUUUUUAAUUCAAAUUUCUACCUAAGUCUUUUGUACCGAUUGCGUACUUAUAACAAAUGUUUAUUAAUUAAAUAUACCAUUAACUAUAGACAAUUGAUAAUUUUAAUCAUGAGCGAGACCUUUUCUGCACGGAUUGACGCGAAUAAUUAUUUAUAUCGUUAUGUAUAGAUAUGGAUACUUUCAUCCAGGCUCUGAGCACGCCUUCGAUACAUAUGCGAUGAAAAAUGGUGAAAAUGAAGGGAGAAUCGAUCGAUACUAAGAAACCAACGAAUCGUGGUGUAUCAAUUAUGAAAGAAAAUAUGCAUAAUGACGAUUACGGCGUUGAGGCAGAAUUGACAAGUCUUUCGUGGCUACAAUCGCUUGACAUUACAAGUGCUUCUAGUUUGCCAACACCACCCUGUUCUCCAUCUCCGCCUCCGUUAACGCGACAGCCAAGAAAAAAACUUUCACCCCUAAUUAAGGCCGAAUUAGAUCUAGCUGCAAACGCCGAGAAGUAUCGAACUGACCCUGACGCAAAACCGCCAUUUUCGUAUGCGACGAUCAUUUGCUUGGCGAUGCGUGCAAAUAAUAACAAAGUGUCCCUUUCAAAUAUAUAUGCAUGGAUUCGAGAAAACUUCUUGUUUUACAAAUAUGCUGAUCCAGCUUGGCAGAACUCAAUUCGACACAAUUUAUCAUUGAAUAAAUGUUUUGUCAAGUUACCACGUUCAAAGGAUGAACCAGGCAAAGGUGGUUUCUGGAAAUUAGAUUUGGAAAGAAUGGAAGAAGGCAGAAAAUCGAAGCGACGCGCAACCAUGUCUCAACGAAUUCGUGGAUCAAAGAAGCUAACAGCUGCAAAGACGAUGGUAACGAACAAUAUUCAAAGCAAUGGCGCCCCAUCGAUCAACUGUCCGUCGACGUUAUACGAGACACCGCCCAGUAGCGUAUCUCCUCCGAUUCCAGACUGUCUCUCGGAAAUUCCCGAUUCUACCCAAGUUAGUUUAAGCGAAGAUGAUCUCACUGGUUUGUUAAUUGCUACUGCGGGUUGGGAUGAGAAUCAGUUGGAUCUCUUAGAUUCCCUUCUCGAUACUCUUUAAAAGAUUGGCCGGUUAAAGCCUUUUGUACACAAACUCUGACAUUUAUAUUUAACUUUCUUAACUACUCGUUAUCCUACAAAUUUAUAGAUACGUUUACGAUCUUUUUCACGAAUAUGAAAGAAAUUUGAGUAAGUGGCUUCAGUUUCUAAACAUUCGGUACGUGAUUCAAACGAUUAUACAUUCUUACGCAUCUAGUAGAUACUCGAAUGUUUUAAAGGAUGUUAUAAAUAUUUUCAUUUUGAAUAUUAACCGACAGUGAGAGAUAUUUAAAGCGAAUAAGAAACUAUUAUUUUGCCCAGUAUCACUCUAUUUAUGUUUAUCGUACCUACGUACGUGGUGUCGAUCGAGGAUAAAUUUCUGAAAGGGCAAAAAAAUUGUGUAUAUAAAAUAUGUAUUUCAGUUACUUUAAAUUAAUUUCAAACAUAAUAUUUAUUUAUUCGCAACGAUAAUUAUCACCGUUGAAAUAUUUGUUAAUACGAAAAUAUGAUUUGUGCUUAUUACUUGACUGAAUACAUACAUAUAUCUAUUAGACGAAAAUUCUACAAUAAAUCGAUAGUUAAUAAUACUGUGUAUGAAAAAUAAUUAUAAUAUAUUUGUAACACAGUAAUUUGCAGUGUGCCUUCGAAUAAAGAAUAAAUAUUUAUAGUAUCAUACAUUUGCCAAGUCGAUUAA
Molecule: messenger RNA, 2787 nt
Organism: Bombus terrestris (buff-tailed bumblebee)
Lineage: Eukaryota; Metazoa; Arthropoda; Insecta; Hymenoptera; Apidae
Product: forkhead box protein J1-A
Exons: 4
Coding region: 1267-2115 (282 amino acids)
Biological process (GO): regulation of transcription by RNA polymerase II
Molecular function (GO): RNA polymerase II cis-regulatory region sequence-specific DNA binding; DNA-binding transcription factor activity, RNA polymerase II-specific
Source: RefSeq, a predicted model, not a curated record